UAUUACCUGGGCUGCGGCUCCAGCUUCUAGUCAGUCCACGGCGGUCAUCUGAGUUGGAAGGUUCGACAAUGUUCCGCUUGUUGCUGAUCGUCUCACUUCUGGCUGUGUCCCAGGCGUUUUUCUUCAGUAGAUCCCCCGACUGGAACAAGCUGCAAGUGACUUUCGGAAUCAACAUAUUCAGUUCGGGGACAUUCUCACAUGUCCCGAGAACAGAGCUGGCCGCCAGGACCAAGGGGUACACCCAGCUGUCCGGGUGCGGAGCAAUUCCUAUGUUUGCUGGCAAGCGUUAUGCUAAAAAUGGCGACUUCGCAGUCAUCCUCAUCUUCGACGUGAACGGCUUCAUCGCAGGGAUUCAAACAGGGUUCCCCAUCAAUCAACCGAAUGGGUACCCCCAUAACCCCCUGCAGAACCACCCCUUCGUGGAGCACGACAAUCACCAGUUCAUCACCGCUUACUUCAUGGACCCCAACAGGAUAUGCAGCACGGGACGGACCUCGAGCCAGUAUUCCGAGGAGGGGACGGGUACACGGCUGCUGGUCCAGAACGGCACCAUCCCCGGGGAGUACAUCACUAUACCAAUGACCGAGUCAGAACUUCUCAGAACACCUUGGACAAGGGGACGCUGCUUCCCAUGGAUGGGAGUUCACUACUGGUAUGACAUUUCGUUGAACAUGGACUGUGACCGCUUCUUCCCAGUGUUUCUCAUGUACAAUGGUGGCAAGCUCAACUCUUUUGGCUGGGCGUUUAACGCCAAUCUGUCGUCGCGUCGUUUUGAACAUCCUCCUGAAUCACAGUUUGGGCGUUUCCUGAACCCUGUUCCACGCUGUCUGUCCGGACUCGGCCGGAUGUCCACACUCCACAUCUAUAUGUCCAACCCUCUACGUAACUUCUGCUAAGCCGAGUCAGUAUGGAUAGCAAGUUCGGCAGUACUCGUCCCUUUCCGAGAUUUAACGUGGACUCUCGAGUUUGUGUCACACUGGUGUUUUCUGGUUUGCUGGUUGUUGCGUUUUGGAUCCUCGAGUGGUGAAAACUGUUUUUUCUUGUUUUGUUUUUUAACAGUUGUUUUACGCUGAAACUGUAAAUGGAUCUUAUCGCUUUACAUUUGUUGAGUGAUGAGUGAGUGAGUAAGUGAGUAAGUGAGUGAGUAUGGUACUACUCCAGCAAUAUUCCAGCAAUAUCACGGCGGAUGUAUUUUUCUAAACUUGUUAAAGUUAUUAAAUACAAUUACGCAUGUUA
Messenger RNA from Haliotis rubra (blacklip abalone), 1236 nucleotides. RefSeq lists its product as uncharacterized. The transcript has 8 exons. The record is from RefSeq and is a predicted model, not a curated record. The coding region runs from base 69 to 896 and encodes 275 amino acids. Lineage: Eukaryota; Metazoa; Mollusca; Gastropoda; Lepetellida; Haliotidae.